Messenger RNA from Plasmodium inui San Antonio 1, 4734 nucleotides. RefSeq lists its product as hypothetical. The coding region runs from base 1 to 4734 and encodes 1577 amino acids. NCBI's taxonomy places the organism in Eukaryota, Apicomplexa, Aconoidasida, Haemosporida, Plasmodiidae. The record is from RefSeq and is a predicted model, not a curated record. The transcript has 2 exons.
AUGAAACAUUUAGCGAUGACGCACGUGAACGCAGCGAACAAGUGGUCCGCGAGCAGGCUGAUGGCAAAACAGGCAGCGGUGAGGAAGCGGAUUCUGUUCGUGGCCAUUUCGACGAACUACUGUAGCAGCAUCUUCGAUUUGAUCGCAAAGAAGAAGGAGCAAUCGGAGAAGAGGCCUAAAAAAGGGAGUUAUUUCGAAGGAGAGAAAAAAAGGGCUUCUCUCCAAGAAGGGAAAGACGGGACAGACCCGACAGACGGGACAGACCCGACAGACGGGACAGACCCGACAGACGGGACAGACCGGACAGACGGGACAGACCGGACAGACGGGACAGACGGGACUUCUCUCCAUGAAGGUAAAAACCGUGGGGAUCAUCCCCCCCAGCGUGAUGAUGGCAUCAGAAGGAGGACAUACACCGAUGAUGCGAAGAACUCACUUGUCAGUAGGGCGGAAAAAGGGGGGGAAAAAAUUGUACAAGAGAAUACAGCCCUGACAGGGGAAGAAUCAUCCUCAAUAUUGCAUCUCCCAGUAGAGUCGAGAAACAGAACGUUAGACGAGUUCCCCAAAUCGAAGGAGUCCGACCCCAUGGCAGAAGAACAAAUUUACAACAACAAGGUAUACCUCCUCAAGUACAUAAAGCAGUUGCAACCAAAUGACGACAUCGCCAAGUAUAGGUUUGCAACAAAGUAUGUGAUGAAAAAUAUGAGUAGAUUUUACGAAAAUGAAUUGUUGUUAAUAUUGAAAAUCUUCGCCAAGAGAAAGUAUAAAAACCUACCCCUCCUGCAAUGUAGCAGUGAAUACUUCUACUGGCUGUGCCGAAUGAAUAAAGGGUCCAAGAAGAUCAUCUCACAUUACCUACAUCUGUGUAACUUACUGAAUUAUGUCCCGACGAGGAAAUACAUAGAAACGUAUCUAAGCUUGUUUAACUACUGCAAGGAGGAAGUUCGAGAGGGGGGGAGUUUCCUUUUCUUCAACCUCAUCCAAGAGGAGAUAAAUGAACGUCACAAAGAUUUGAAGCAUAUCAUUUUGGUUCUCCACUUCUUACACAAAGGGAAGAUAAAAAAUGAGAUAUACGACACGUUACUACAUAUGUGUUGUUAUUACGCUUGUCAGUUGCCCCUGAGAGAUACUUUCCUCCUGUUAAGGGUUGUCCUAAAUGAGGAAAGUCGGAGAAACAAUUUGGACUACAUAAGAGAUCUGCACCGAAAUGUAGAGAGGCAUCUCGAUUGGAUAACUCAGGGAGAGUUUGCUACUUAUGUGAACACCCUCCUUCACAAUAAUGUCCACUUGGAACCGGAUUUUUUUCUAUUCAUUAGGAAGUUCAUCGACAAGCAUGGAUCCGAAUUGUCUCCAACUGGUGUGCUGUCCAUUCUGAAACUGCUAAAGAGGCAAAAAUUUAGAGAGACAGUUAUUUUAAAUAAAGUACUAAACGUGAUUCGCAACAACUUCUACCAUUACACUUAUGCAGAUGUGGUAUAUGUCGUUAAGAUACUGACCCUUUUAAACCAUUUCGAUGAGCCUUUUUUUUGUUUCCUCUUUGAAAGGUUUUUGCCCCCUAUGGGUAUUCUCCCCAAUGCGCCUUUCAUCUCAAUCUGGGGUGACAACCCGGGGGGGGGAGCAUCCCCCACUUAUAAAGCGAUACACACAGAUGAGGGGAGACGACGUUCCCGUUGGCAGCCCUACUGGGAAGAAGAGAAACGGGCGCAUGUCGAGAGGGUGCAUCAACAGGACCCCUACCUGGUAGGCCCCGUCAAUUCUUCCGCCCCCGUACCACAAAGUGGCAAGAAGAAUAAAACGGGGGGAGGAGGAGCCAUCCACGAACUGUCCCACUUACCUCUACAUUUGUACGAAGAGAGAAUCAAAAUGAAGGUAGAAGCUUGUAACAUAAUUAGAGAGAAAGAACCGGUAGGAAGAGAGAAACAGAUGAGCCAAGUCUCCUUCGGUUUGAAGUACCUAGAAAUGUAUCUCAGCUUGUUUGUAUACCUGGGGACAUGUGGGCAUAGGGCCUCCGACAUGCUCCUCCGCUUAUCCCAGAUGAUUCGCCUGUGUCUGCUCGCAGGGGGGGCACCCCUUCCCGACCAGGGUAGCGCCGCAACCACCCCUAGCGCCGAUGCUACUCACCAGGCUAGCCGAUUUGAUAGAAGCCUGAGUAGGCGCGGCGAACCCCAAUUUGUGUGCUUCCACGACGCCAUUAAGAAAAGUAAAAAGGAGGCCAACUCUCCACUUGACCGAACAAGCGCCGUCAGACUCAGUGGAGGGACAAAUUACUUUCCCCCAAAGGAGAAGUGCCACAAGAGCAGCAGUGCUAAUGUGCGCCGCUCCAGUGAAGGGACGUCAGGUGGGUCCCAAGACACUUCUGCUAACACCCCUGUCGCCAUUCCCAUUGGGGGGACAAAAUCUUGUCUGAGAUUCCUCUACAAGCAGAGUGAAAAAAUCAAUUUUGAAAGUUUAAAAAAAAAAAAAAAAAAAAAAUCAACUCUACUUGGUGAAGACGGAAACGGGGACAAGAGGGACAUGUCCCAUUUGAAGUAUCUCAAUGUGGACAUGUUUCGGAGAGCCAAGAUGGUGCACCUUUCUGGAGAAGUGAAGUGCGAUACCCAGACGGGGGAAGGAGGUCCCUACCAGUCGACAGGACGAAUGAAAAGAGACUCCGUCGUGUCGAAGCAUUUCGGUGACGUUCAUCCAGCUGCUAUUCGUCUUCACAACCGAAGGCUUUUCCGGAGGCACUUCGACGAGCUCCACCGAAGCGAACGGUACACCGAGAAGGCCUCGCCUAAGCCACGUGUUGAGGGCAGCCCGAAGAGCGGUCGGAAGAGUGGCCAAGAUUUACGCCUCACAAGAUACAAAGAAAUAAGAAACUUGCGCAACGUGUGUUUGCGGAGGUAUGCCCAGCUAUUCAGAGGGGAGUCAAACAAGUCAUUUGACACAUUCGAUGGAGUUAAAAGGGUUCGCAAAACGGGGGAAGCCUCAGAGGAAGAUGCAACGGGUACAUACGGAUACCCAUUCGAUAUGGUUUCCAAUGGGAACGUAAUCCAUGUGGACGAUUCGCUCUUUAUCGAUUUCACUCUCUGUGACAAUAACAGGAAAGUAGCCCUGAGGAAACACAAGCACUUAGUGCGGAGGAGCAACCAGGUGACCCGGAAGGAGUACUCCAAGGGGGGUGAAACAAAGGAGGAGAAGAAGUCGCCAGAGAGCAGUCUCACUGGAGAGUUACUCAAGUGGCUGUACCGAUAUAAAAACUUCAUGAAGCUCUUCCCGAAUGGGAAGGAGACCGAUAUUCACCUCAUCGAUGGGGACAUAAAGCAGUUGGGGGAGUGUGUACAGAAGUGGUACCAGCAGAGUGGAGCCAAGACGAGAAGCAAUCCAGAGCAGCAGAGGGGAAAGGCAGAAGUCCGAAUCAGUCUUAAGGACAUUGCACUAAUUACCGACUCGUGUAGUAAUCUGUACCAUUUUGAUAAAGCCCUUAUUGAUGUGCUUCUCCUCCACGUAUCGAAAUGGUUUCGUUUCUUUUACACAGUGCAAAAUCAGGAUGAAGAAAAAAGAUUGGUCUCCCAAGAAUUGCACACAUCUCCUACCUCAAGAGAGAUCCACCUAUGUAUGUACCGGUUUACAAAAAUCUGGAGCUUCUUAACCGUGUGUCUUCAAAUCAAUCGUGUCGUGAAGAACGUCCUCUCGUUGGACCAUCGCCACGGAACAGUUACUAAGUUAGUGCAGCUGUAUAGCAGUCCGUACUUCCUACUUAACCUGAAUCGCCUCACAUAUGUGAUGAACCAGAUGGAUGCUUUGUCCAAACAGAUAGAGAAGCCCUCCUUAAUAAAGAGAUUCCUCCUACGUUACGUAGACAUUUCACUACUUACUGACAUCUUUUUCUCCUUUUGUAAGAUGUUGUUCAUUCUGGCUACCACCCGUUGUGCUGAUCUGAUGACGGAGCAGUUCGACUUGCAGCUCUUUCACCCCUUUACCUACUCAAUGCUAACCCUCCAGAGGGACUACGCCCGUCAGUGGAUUAAGCAUGCGGAUGGUUCCCCUUCCACAUCGUUGGAAGGAGUCUCUCAUCCAGGGAACAUCGAAGAUACGACGUUUUUACAGUGCAUCAAUUUUUACGUCAUGCUCAUUUGUUCCACGUAUCCCGGGUGGCGGGAAAAAAUCAGAGAUGCUUCCCCGCGCGUGGGACGAAGCAGCGACGUUACAGAUGAGGGAAGUAGUCAAAGUGAGGGAAGCUGCCAUCCAACUGGGGUUGACUUUCUCCACGAAGGGGCCCAUCGCCCUGACAUGUGCGCCAUUCUGGCCCAAUCGCUUAGGUAUAUAAAAUUGCUGAGCUGUGUGAGAGAUUUUCCCCCCGAGUAUAAUGGCAAGAGGGAAGACCCCACGCGGAUGCAUGCGGGUACGCAAAGAAGCAUGAACACACACAGGAAUGUACGCACGAAGGGACGAAGAAACAAGCAGAGGCAACUCCUCCCCGCUCUGCAGUUUUACUACCUACUCAGAAGAAUCGUUCGGAAGAGAAGUCCAAUAAAGAUAGAGGAAGAAACCUUCCACGAUAUUUUCCCCGCCUUUAUCACUAAAUGGUUGAACCAGGCGGGGAUGAAAGAAGUACCCAUCCGUGAGCUGUUCUCUGUUGAGCACCUGCAUCGUCUGCCACUGGAAGGCACCCCGCCCGCGGACACCCCCCCGUCGAGCUCUCACGUCGAUACAACGCUCUACUAUUAUUUCUUCAAUUUUUUCUUUCUUUAA